UUUGGAAUAGACAAAAAAGUCCGUUUGCCUCACUUGCCCAUAGUCUUCACCGGCUAGAAAAAGUAGAUUGGCUUUGGUUCGAUUCAGAAUCUUCAGAGCAUUUAUUUGUUACUUGUGUCUUCAUUUCUUGCGGCAAUAAGUAAAUUACAUAGGCCGCACCUUUACAGAUCCGAAGAAAAAAUGUCUCAGGAAGAAAGUCUACCCGAAGGAUGGGAAGCUCGCAAGAGCCGGAGCACGGGUAUGACAUAUUACCUGAACUCCCACACUAAGAAGUCGCAGUGGGAGAAGCCAGAGGGCCCUGCUCCUAUGGAAGAGGAAGAGGAUGAUGGCAGUUCUCCAAAGAAGGUGCAGUGCAGCCACUUGUUGGUGAAGCAUGAAGGAAGCCGGCGCCCAUCAUCGUGGCGUGAGGAAAACAUCACUCGCUCUAAGGAAGAGGCACUAGCCAUUCUCUCAGAGUAUCGUCAGAAGAUUGUCAACAAGGAAGCAACAUUUGAAGAGUUGGCCAAACAGUACUCUGAUUGCUCAUCAGCCAAGCGUGAUGGUGAUCUAGGCAUGUUCAAGAGGGGGCAAAUGCAGAAGCCAUUUGAGGAUUGUGCCUUCUCCCUGAAGAUAGGGCAGCUCAGCCAGCCUGUUGAGACAGAUUCAGGAGUCCACAUUAUUCUCCGAACUGCUUAAAUCUAUGAGCAACUUAUUGACACACAGGUUCACAUCUUAUUUUGUUGCAAAAUUUGAACUGUUUACAAUAAUUUUGGAACAUUUUGUAAUAUUUGUGUCAUUAACUAGCAAAAUCAUUGAUUACUGAAAAACUAUUAUUUAACUAUGAUAUUAUACCUAAGAGCUAACUUUUUUAUUUUGGUUUCUUUAUUUAUUUUAUUAAAAACAAAGACUCGAAGCCAUGAAGUUAUGAUUUACAAUAAAUUAGAUACACUUAGGUCUUGUGUUAGUAUUGGCUAACUUAUUAUAUUUUUUACGAAGUACAUGAUGGUUUCACAAGAUUGUCAAUGAAGUUUAACAUUGGGAGUAUUUUAAUUUUAAGUAAUAAAUGAAGUUGCUGAUACUUAACAGGAUAAUAUUUAUAAUUAUGCAUUUAAGAAAUGUCCUUCAUAAAUGGACAGGCAGAUUCCAGAGUUAUUAUAAAUUCCAUUGUUUGAAAACACUAAAAUAUGCUGUUGCGGAUUGGAGCAUAAAUGAUAAGCAUUCAAGGAUUUGUCUCAAAAAAUGUUCCAGUAGUAAAAAGAAGCUAUUGAAGAAACAAAAUAAUUAAAUAAAUCUCUUAGGUUUUAUGAGGUCUGUAUAAAUUGGAAAAAACUUAGAUACAUCAGCAUUUAUAUUUUCAGUGAUUUGUACUUAUUACUAUUAAGAAGAAAUGGUUUCUGAUUCAUCUGUACCUUCCCUUGGAAUAAAAUACUUGUUUUUA
Messenger RNA from Cydia pomonella (codling moth), 1417 nucleotides. Its product is annotated as putative peptidyl-prolyl cis-trans isomerase dodo. Gene Ontology annotation, molecular function: peptidyl-prolyl cis-trans isomerase activity; protein binding. Gene Ontology annotation, cellular component: nucleus; cytosol. The record is from RefSeq and is a predicted model, not a curated record. Lineage: Eukaryota; Metazoa; Arthropoda; Insecta; Lepidoptera; Tortricidae. The transcript has 3 exons. Bases 181 to 675 code for a protein of 164 amino acids.